AUACAAAUGUAUAUCAAGUUCCAAUGCCUUUUUUUCACAUAUGUAUGUCCCUCAACAUAUCGUUUGAGACGCCAAAAUGGCUUGUAACUUGUUAUCAUUCAUCCACAAUAAUUUCGGUAUUUAUCAACACCUUGGGAAUCUACCUGAUAAAAUCUCAAAGUGGAGCAAUUGACAGCUUCAGAUAUUAUUUGCUAUGGUUCACGAUCUGCAGUCUUUCUUCCGACAUUUGCCUGUUCUUCCUUGUCCAGCCUAUCCCAUUGCUUCCAAUUUGGGCUGGCUACAUAAAUGGCCCAUUGUGGUCUGUAUUCGGGAUAAGUACCCAUAUGACUUCUUUAGUUGGGAGUAUUGCAAUUGGAGAACAAGCUGCAGCGUUAACAAUGUGUUUUGUGAGAAAGUAUCAGGCUCUGUCGAGGAUUCGGAAUGAGGUGUCAAAAAGUUCAAUAAUCUUUGUUUGGAUUUUCACCCAGAUUGUGAUUGCUGUUUGGGUGACUUUUUAUUAUUUUACCGGUAUGGAUAGAUCAACUUCAUUGAAUAUUAUUGCGAAGAACUACCCCACUCUUUACCCGAAAUUCCUAGAACUUGAAGAUUUUCAACUGUAUGUCCGAAACGAGAUUACCACCUGUUUUCUUAUAUCUGCUGGUUUUAUGGCUUCAAUAUUUAUUGCAAUCAUUAUUUAUUCCACUGUUAGAAUGAUUAAUAUACUGAAAAAUCUAGAAAAACACGUAUCCGCGGUCAACUUUAAAAAACACAAGGCAGCAGUGGGAAGUCUUAUUGCUCAGUUUUUAACAACUCCUAUAGCGUUUGUGCCACCUGUGGCGAGUGGAGUUUUACUAUGUUUUGAUUUUCAGCAUAUUCAAGUGACUAAUUGGGCUAUGCUAGCCUUAGCCUCCUGCCAUGGAACCGUCAACUGUCUGGUAAUGAUUUUGACCUGCCCACCAUAUCGAGGAUAUUUAAAACGGCAUGUUUUGGCGGCUUUUCGGCAAAAUAGUUAAGUUGUAAUAAAUUAAGAUUUGUAAUAAAGCUGUAUAU
Caenorhabditis elegans is the source of this 1029-nucleotide messenger RNA. RefSeq names its product Serpentine Receptor, class I (gene sri-21). The record is from RefSeq and is marked reviewed. The coding region runs from base 45 to 992 and encodes 315 amino acids. NCBI's taxonomy places the organism in Eukaryota, Metazoa, Nematoda, Chromadorea, Rhabditida, Rhabditidae. The transcript has 5 exons.